Molecule: messenger RNA, 2468 nt
Organism: Cyprinodon variegatus (sheepshead minnow)
Lineage: Eukaryota; Metazoa; Chordata; Actinopteri; Cyprinodontiformes; Cyprinodontidae
Product: RNA-binding protein Musashi homolog 1-like
Exons: 14
Coding region: 86-1132 (348 amino acids)
Cellular component (GO): cytoplasm
Molecular function (GO): RNA binding
Source: RefSeq, a predicted model, not a curated record
GAGUGUGGAGCAGCAGCAGCGGUGGAAGCCUCACUGCCUCUCCUCGCCUCAGCAGUGCGGGAACCACAGCAGCAGGGAGAGCAGAAUGGAUACGGAAGGGAGCCAGAGCAGCCUGUCGUCCGGCACGGAUAACUCCCCCCACGACCCCUGCAAAAUGUUCAUCGGGGGUCUGAGUUGGCAGACAACACAAGAGGGCUUGAGGGAAUACUUCUGCAAAUUUGGCGAGGUGAAGGAGUGCAUGGUGAUGCGGGAUCCCGUUACCAAGCGGUCGAGGGGCUUUGGCUUCGUUACAUACGCGGAUCAGGCCGGCGUGGAAAAGGUUUUGGCGCAAAACAGACAUGAAUUGGAUUCUAAAACGAUCGACCCAAAGGUGGCCUUUCCUCGCAGGGCUCAGCCUAAGCUUGUCACCCGAACAAAGAAGAUCUUUGUUGGAGGGCUUUCGGUCAACACAACCAUCGAGGAUGUAAAGCAAUACUUCGAUCAGUUUGGGAAGGUUGACGAUGCCAUGCUAAUGUUCGACAAAACGACCAACAGACAUAGAGGUUUUGGCUUUGUCACUUUUGAGAAUGAAGACGUGGUCGAGAAAGUUUGUGAGAUCCAUUUCCAUGAGAUCAACAACAAAAUGAUCAAGUUGCCCAAGGUGGCGGUGGGGUUAUGGUAUGGGCAGGCGUCUGUUAUGGACGAAGAACACAGCUCAUUUUCUGCAUUAAAAGUGAAUCUUUUUACUCUGUUUUUUACAGGCUAUCCAGGUUUCCAGACUACUACCUACACCAGCCGCAGUUACUCUGGAUUAGCACCUGGAUACACUUACCAGUUUCCAGAAUUCCACUUAGAGCGGACCCCCCUUCUGACAUCAUCCCACCCCCCUGAGCUGGCAGCCAUUCCACUCACUGCAUACGGUCCAAUGGCAGCAGCUGCAGCAGCAGUAGUCAGAGGCUCCACCCCAUCACGCACAGCUGGCUUCCUGGGCACCAGCAGCCCCGGACCAAUGGCUGACCUGUACGCCGCAGCCAACCAAGACUCAGGAGUCAGCACCUACAUCAGUGCCGCCAGCCCCGCCCCCAGCACAGGGUUCGGACAUGGUCUAGGGGGUCCUCUGAUUGCCACUGCGUUCACUAAUGGCUACCACUGAAGAGGCUCAGGUCACAGAGGAUCGGAGGGCUCCUCCUCUGUCUGCUGUUGUGCUAAUCAGAAUGCUGACUGCCCUUUGACGGCACAAUCUGAUUGGCUGGCCGCGGGCUCUCCUGGCACCACGUGGCUCCACCCACCGACUGAAGAUCUUUUUAAAACCAGAACCCUUGUUUCUCUGUACUAAUCUCACUUCGACGUAACGUCCCCGGUUCUUCUAGUUUUUUUUUUCUUUUCUUUUGUACUCAUGUCCUCAAACUAGUCCCUCGACAACCCCGACAUCCUUCCUCGGUCAUCCUUUUGUUUCCUCUAUUGAGGCUGAGAGGAGAAAACUGCAGGAAAAUUGUAUGAAAAGCCGUCGGAGGAAGAGGACGAACUGUUUUGAAUUUUAUUUUUUUUUUCUAAAUGAUUUUAUUAUAAUGUGAUGUGUUAUUUUAUCAUGAAAUCUUUCAAAGCUGUUACUGAUGUGGUAAAAACAAACAAAAUAUGUGAGGUGGGGGCAUUUUUAACAAAGGAAGAACAAACCCAACAAAAGUCCUUUUUUACGCUGCAACUGUCACUGAAAACAGAAGAAGAAGAAAAAAUGUAUAUUUUGGUAGUCUUUAAAAACAAAAAACCUUUGUAAUAUUGUUAUUAAUAUUGACAUAAUAAUGAUAAUCUGUAAGGUAUUUUAUUCUUUAAUUGGUUUUAAAGCAAUGUUUUUAUGUCUUCCUGUAAGAUAUUGUAUAUAAAGGUGGGGUGGGAUGGAGGGGAUUCUCAUUGGUUGGUUUUUGACUGGAUGUCAUAUGCUACUGUCUCCAAGCAUCUCACUACUUUAACAGUAUGCAUAUGGUUAGAUGUGCACACUGUGGGCCAGUCCGCUUUUGUGUCACUUCUGUGCAUUGCUGAAACGUGCAUUUUAGGAGUUUGUCAGGUGAAAUAUGCUCCAAUAAUCGACCAAAUCUUAUUUUUUCCUUCACUUUAAGAGUGAGCGUUUGACUCUUGAAUGACCAUGCAACUGAAGUUAAACAAAGUGGACUUAUGGAAGAAAAAUUAGCUUAAAAUGAGAAGAUGAAACAUGAAUACAUUUCCAGGAUCUUCUGUGGCCUAUUUUCUCUGUAUAUAACAAUCAAUUAGCUUUUUUCUUUUUCUUUUUUUUUUGUUUUGCUAUACCUCCUACAAAAUGCUAGAAGGACUCGGUGUAAGGAUGAAUUCUAACAAAGAAGGAGAAAAUCCGUUUGAAUCGUUUGCUUUCUAGCUGACACAUUUAUCCAUUUUACUCAAAAGUCAUCCCCUUUUUAAUUGCUUUACUCCUUCAGAAUUGCCAGCUGGACUUCUGCAUCUUCAUGUAGCACAUUUGA